UUUUUGAAAAGCUUCACCCUUUCUUGGUAACGUAAACAGAUGAUUCUUUCACUCCUCUUUUCUCUGUUAGUGUAAUCAAUUUUUUGACUUCCUCCUUUUGGAGUGGCUGGGCUGAAUACCAGAACACAGGAUAUGCUUGCUCUCAGUUUCACAGCAACAGCAACAGCAGCAGUUGCAGCAGCAGCAGCAGCAGCAGCAUAGAGGACGACACGCUCUGCAGUCAAGAUGAGUGCUGGGGAUGUGGUCUGCUCUGGCUGGCUCAUUAAAUCUCCCCCGGAGAAAAAACUCAAGCGAUUUGCAUGGAGAAAACGUUGGUUUGUCUUGCGAAGAGGACGCAUGAGCGGUAACCCCGAUGUGUUGGAAUACUACCAAAGUAAAAGUUCCAAAAAGCCAAUCCGCACCAUUGACCUGAAAGAGUGCGAGGUGGAAAUGCUGAACGGGCAACUUGGGAUAAAGCGUGACUUGACAGAGAAGCAUCUCUUCGUGGUGAAAACCUCUGCUCGUAUGUUCUACCUGGUGGCCAAGACUGAAGAGGAGAUGAACAGCUGGAUCAGCAGCAUCAGUCACAUUUGCCAGUUUGGCAACCAUGACGAAGCAGGAAGUUCAGAAGAAGGCUUUCCUCACACUUUGACCUCACUUCAGCCGUCAAGUGACAGCUCUGACCGGGUGUCUCGGUCAAGUCAUCAGGACUCCAGUCACCCACCAGAUUAUCUUGUCCUUUCACAAUGCGGGACGGGGAGUGGAAGCACUUGUAGACAUAGCAGUUUUUCAAACUCAGAGACCUCUUUGGAGCAGAAGUCGACAGAAGAUGUUUUCAAGGACAUCGUGCCCUCCCCUCCCUGCAGUGAUUCCUCAUCAUUUCACUGCAUUUCUCAGUUUCGCCUCAGUCCAUCUCCUUUUGCACAUGGGAUGCUGAGCAACCCUCCUCUCAGCGCUCCAUGUAGUUCCCUCGCACCACCUUCCUCAUCUCCGCUGCACCUCUGUGCCAUGAGCGUCUUCCGAUUUGACAAACCGUACUCCUGUGCGUCAUUUGAGUCCGCGAAUGACAGGCAAACACCUCCUCCGCUGCCACCUAAACCGAACCAUCUGUCCGAUGAAGGCGUUCGCAGGCCGAGGGCAAUGAGUGCACGGCAUUUCCCAAAACAUGUUGCAAUGCUUUCCCGAAGGACAUCAUUGUCGAGCCUGGAUCAUUUCACGAUUGGAGAUGCUGACAGCAGAUCAACAGGGAAUAGAAGGCAGACUCUUAAUUUGAAGUCCUCUUUAAAUACCACACAGGUUCAAAGCCAGCAAGACGAGUCCUAUAUCCCCAUGGUUUCCAUAUCUUCAUGUGUUAGCACCGUUGAAGGUGAUGCUUACAUUCCCAUGAGCCCCAUCAGCAUUCCCGAUACAAACAGCAAAGCCAAGGCCUCAAAGACGAUCAGCUCCCUCAUGUGCCAACUGGGAGAAUUUCCACCUCCUCCGAUACACCGACAUCUUAAACCUUGCUUGAGGAGAGCUCGACCCCCACCUCUUGAUUUGAGAGGCCUCUCGACAAUCACUGAAUGUCCCGCUCAUCAUGCUUUGAGCAGAACAAAGACUGAUUCAUGUUUCAACUUUUCUGGAACUUAUGAAGGAAGUCUCGAGAAUGGGGACACAGAUGAAGAAGACCCAAACUGUGCCACAAUGGAGUCAAGAAAACACUUCGCCCUCAAUGUCGAAGGAGUCGUUCAACCUUGGGCAAGACGAUCAAACCUUGACUACUUGUCACUGGAUUUCAAUUCAGCUUCUCCUUCUCCUGUCCAGAAGAAGCCUCUUCUGUCUGAUGAACACCGGGUGGAUUACGUGCAGGUGGAUGAGAAGAAGACUCAGGCAUUACAAAACACCAAGAUGGAAUGGAUAGAUGUGCGACAGUCCAAAACAUAAGUGGCAAAGACCCAAUGUAAAUGUCAAACAUUGUUUUGGUUGGUCUGAUAUUCACAGAAAUAAUAUUGAAGCAAAAGCUUCAGCAGCUUGAACUUGCACUGGAAAAAUUACAGUUAAUCUGUUUCAUGAGUUCUCACUGGUCUGAAAUGUAGCAUAAUGUUUUUGUAUGUAUUUGUGAAGAAUUUCAGAAUGACCUGAAUCACACAAGGAUUUGCUGCCUAGCAUUUACUUUCAUGACUGUUCCAUUCAUCUAUUUUCUAUGAACUAACAUCCCUCGAAACUAAUUCGAGUCACUUUGGGCAGCAGUAUACACCCUGAAGUGGUUGCUAGACAAUCACAGGGCAGAUCCUGUAUAGAUAAGAUAAGACAAGUAUAGACAAGACAAAAUAAAUUCCACUCAUGUUUACUGCAUUGACAAUUUUAGAGUGUUAAAAAAGUAUGCCAGAUUUGCCCGGAGCUGUUGUGCAUGGAGGAAACAUGAGGAGAACAUGCAAACCCAGGAAGAUCUGAGCUAAGAUCUUUCACUGUGAGACAAAUGUGCUAAACACUCCACUGUCACCCUGCUCAUAAAUAUUGAAUUCCAUCAAUCCGUUGACUAUAUAGCUUCCACCUCUGUAGAUGACAACACAACAUUCCAAAAAAAAAAAAGUCUGCACACCCCUGUUCAAAUGCCAUGUUUUGUGUUACAAAAAAAACAAUUAAAAAAACAUAUUGCAACAACUCAAUUGGAUUUUAUUUAAUCUUUUUGGGAGGUAGUUAAACAACUGAGAUGUUGGUGCACAAGUGUGCAUCCACUUAUAAUUGAAAUGUCAUACAUCGGCCAAAUCAAUCGCCAGACUAACCCUAUAUAGCAUGCCUUUGACCUCAAGAGGAGACUGAAGGGAGAAACCCCCAGAAACAAACAAGAACUUAAAUAGACUGCCGUAAAGGCCUGGAAAAGAAUUUCAAAUGAAGGAUGAAACGAUCUGGUGAACCCAAUGAGUCACAGGCUUGAUGCAGUUUUUGGCUUCAAACAAGGUGCUGUGUCCUCAUUUGUGUUACAGUACACAUCUAGAUGUAAAUACCUUAAAAUAAAAUCUGGACUUCUCAAA
Hippocampus zosterae (dwarf seahorse) is the source of this 2993-nucleotide messenger RNA. RefSeq names its product GRB2 associated binding protein 3 (gene gab3). The record is from RefSeq and is a predicted model, not a curated record. NCBI's taxonomy places the organism in Eukaryota, Metazoa, Chordata, Actinopteri, Syngnathiformes, Syngnathidae. The transcript has 10 exons. Bases 226 to 1902 code for a protein of 558 amino acids.